CCACGUAUGUUAUGUAGUAAUAAUUAAUGAUUUUAUUUAGUAUUAGAUAAACAAAUAAUUAUUAUGAAUAUAUUGAGAUUAAUAAUUGGUUUGAUAGUAUUUAUACAAUUGUCAGAAUGUACAUUGUUACCGCCCAAAGACAAAAAUAGUAAAAAGAAUAAAGGAAAAGUUGAAACUAAGAUAGGUCCUGUGAAUCAGGAUGUUUUUAAAAGACAUUUAGUGGUGAAAAACACUAAAACACAUGAUAUUAUUCAUGAAUCAGGCUUUUAUUUUUCGAAUACGACUCAUAAACGAUUUACAGGAGACGUUUUAGGAUACAUUACACCGUGGAAUAGUAAUGGAUUUGAAAUUGCCAAAUUAUUUCAUGGAAAAUUUACUAUGGUAUCACCAGUAUGGUUAGCAUUUCCAGAAGGUAAUGCAGCAACGUACAAAUUGUCGACUCAUGAUGUUCAAAAGAAGUGGUUGAAGGAAAUGAGAGCAGCAAACAAUGAAGCACAUCACGUGAAAGUUUUACCAAGGGUAUUAUUUGAACAUUGGUCAGUCAAUGAUAUUGUGGGAUUGUACAGUGAAACUCAUAAGCUGAGUGAAUUAAUUUCAUCGUUAAUAGAUACAGCAGAGGUCUAUCAUUUUGAUGGAUAUGUUUUGGAAAUAUGGAAUCAGUUUAUAUUUACAGGUGUAGAUACACAAAUUGUAAUAUCUUUAGUUAAGUCGAUUGCUCAACAACUAAACAACAAUAAUUUAGUUACAAUUCUAGCAGUGCCACCAUCAAGAGGCCCAAAAGUUCAAUUAUUUAAUAAAGAUCAUUUUGAUCAAUUAUCACCAUAUAUAAAAGCCUUCUCUUUGAUGACUUAUGAUUAUUCAACUAUUCAACGUCCUGGACCUAACAGUCCAGUUGAUUGGGUGAGGGAGUGUGUAAAACUGCUAGUACCUGAAGAUGGUCCUAAAAGGGCUCAAAUACUACUAGGUCUUAAUUUCUACGGAUAUAAUUAUACUCCUGAAGGUGGGAGAGCUAUUUUGGGUACAGAUUAUCUGAAAAUGCUUGAAUCCUUCAAAGGAAAAAUUCAGUGGGAUGAUAACAGCAAAGAACAUUUUUUUGAAGCAAAGUCGUCGGGGGGCAGUGGAAUUGUCUUUUAUCCGACAUUGUAUUCUAUUUUGCAUCGACUGGAUCUUGCUGCCGAAUUGGGUACAGGUAUAUCGAUUUGGGAGCUUGGUCAGGGGUUACAUUACUUUUACGAUUUAUUGUGAAUAUUUUUACAUACGUUAUAAAUAUAUUUUACACUUAAAAAGUAUAAAUGCUGUUGACAAAUAUAAUUUAAGUAUACAAAUAAAUUCAGUCUCGGUAAUAAUACUAUUCCUACAGUGUUUAGAUGAAUGUAACUAUUCUUAAUGGUCAAAAUUAAAGACAGCAUUUGUUCCUUA
This is a messenger RNA of Megachile rotundata (alfalfa leafcutting bee), 1419 nucleotides long. Its product is annotated as chitinase domain-containing protein 1. Gene Ontology annotation, biological process: carbohydrate metabolic process. Lineage: Eukaryota; Metazoa; Arthropoda; Insecta; Hymenoptera; Megachilidae. Gene Ontology annotation, molecular function: chitin binding; oligosaccharide binding. Gene Ontology annotation, cellular component: endomembrane system. The record is from RefSeq and is a predicted model, not a curated record.